Messenger RNA from Homarus americanus (American lobster), 2150 nucleotides. RefSeq lists its product as uncharacterized. Bases 183 to 1871 code for a protein of 562 amino acids. Gene Ontology annotation, molecular function: DNA binding. Gene Ontology annotation, biological process: regulation of DNA-templated transcription. NCBI's taxonomy places the organism in Eukaryota, Metazoa, Arthropoda, Malacostraca, Decapoda, Nephropidae. The record is from RefSeq and is a predicted model, not a curated record. The transcript is spliced from 4 exons.
CUCAGCCCAGUCACAUUGGAGUAGUGUUUUCACUGCGACGAGUCAGUGUGGUUGUGUUGCUGUAGGCGUCCUGGUGACUUGAUCAGUUUGCAUUUGUUUGCCAGUGAUUUGUUUAUCAACUUAACCAGUGAGAGGAAAGAAAAUUUAUUAACAGUUUACUUUAAAAAAUAGAAAACAAAAAAAUGGUGGCGCAAAGCUUAUAUGUAAACACUGUGGCUCCUGCUGAUGGAGCGUUGGCUGCUGGAAGCCAGACUCGCAGAAGGAAGCCGGGGUGCUUAUUACAACCAUCAUCAACAGGCCAGCUGUUGGAGGGUAACCCUGCUUCUCCUGUUGAUGCUGCCGUGGGUGCCGGAACGCAGCUGGUUACCAAAUGCCAGAAUUACAGGACAAGCCAGGGAUGCUUCUCACAGCUGUCAUCACCACCCAAACUAUCUCAGGACAAUGAAAAUCCAGUACAAACCGAAGUGGAGAAUACUUCUUGUGGUUCAACAAUCUCUAGCGCUGAACAACCAUCAAGUGUGAAAAGUGAUUCCUUUGGAAAUUAUUGUGAUGAUGAUAGUGAUGGAGAACUUGUCAUUAUUGAUGAUAAUGAUAAAUAUAUUAGCCUUGAUAAACCAGCUGGUGAUGAAGAUACAACAAGUGGUAGUUCAACAUCUGACAAAAUUGAAAUGCCAACUGUUAUUCAGGAAGAGGAGCAGAGUGAAGAUCACGUUACGUCUCCUAGGAAUGGCAGUCGUAAUGAGACCCAGCAGAAGAUGGAGCAUGGCAAACUGUGGCUUUCCCGGAGUCUGAUAUUUAUAAACACCACCCUGAGUGUAGUGGCACUGAGCUCAAUUGAAGAAGCUUAUCAAAAACACUGCAAAGAGACUGGGAAGGAAGCGCUGACGACCCCAGUACUUGCACGACUUAUACAUAGUCUAUUUUCAGAUGCCAUCAAAUGCCGUCUUGGGCCACGUGGGAAUCAGAAGAUUCAUUAUCGCAAAUUACAGUUGAAACAGACGACUGUGUCAUUUUCGCAGUCUACAAUUAAUACUUCUGAAAAUAGUACUGCCAGUGUUAACUCUGUGAAUGACUCUGUGGAUCCAACAAGUGAUGAAAUAUUUAAUAUCUACAAGCAAGAAGAGAGGCAGCCCGAAGAUUCUGGUAAACAAGAACAUAAGAAUAUAAAGGAUAAAGAAAGUGUUGAUGAACCAGAAGUCAGAACAAACCAUGUUGCUGUUACAGAGAAAGAUGAAAAAAAAGAGGAGAAAACAGGAAUUUCUGAAACACCAUCUAGAGAAAACCAAAUGUCUCAGAUUUCAAUGGAUGAUAAGGAAGGCUGUGAAAUUGCUGCCGAAAGGCUGUCAAAGGUCUUAAAGUGGAUUUCCAACCAAGGUCGAAAGGAUGUUUUACUGCAGGUAUUUGCCCACAGUGCAUCAUGUCAGUUACCAUCCUGCACACCCGUGUGCCUGAUGUUCCGUCGUGUUCGUCGUCACGUUGUAGCCGCUCGUCACUCGUGUUCUGUGCUGCGCGUAUAUUCGACGCUUUUGCGUAUGCAUGUAUCAUCGUGCAAAAGUUCUGACUGUGGCCUACCUGCUUGUCCUGCAUUACGAGCAACAAAACCCGUCAAGCGUUCUAUUGAACAGCAAGAGAACCCGUCAAAGCGGCCUGCUGUAAGCUCCGGUGGUGUAAGAUUUCCAUCAACACUGGCAUUGGCUCCAAGAUCCCCACCAUCAUCACUACCAGGUUCACCUGUGAACUCACCCCCAUUAAGUCCUGAGGUCCUCUCACAGGGGGGAGAGCCACACUGGCAAACACACACACCUGUUCAAUAUGUGAUUGUGCCUGUCAUGCCAGUUAUUAUGCCUCUCCCAGAGAAUCGUGGAGCUUGAUUCUACAGACUCGUGUCUAUCGUGAGGAGACUAAUGAUCAGUUUUUUUUUCACACCAUUCUUUUAUAUAUUUUUUAUUCAUGAUACACAGUCCAGUAUACUGUAUGUAUUAUUAUUUUUAUUUUUUUAUUUUUUAUUUCAAAGAUGAUUACAACAUUAUUUUUUUUUUUGCAAAGAGAAUUCUCAUCUUGGUAAACAAAGAAAUUUUGAUAGAAUUUGUGAUUUGAAUGUCAAAAUCAAAUAUGAAACUGAUUUAAGAUAGUUUUUAAUUUAUCAUCUU